Blastomyces dermatitidis ER-3 is the source of this 5194-nucleotide messenger RNA. Its product is annotated as PAB1 binding protein. Gene Ontology annotation, cellular component: cytoplasmic stress granule. Gene Ontology annotation, molecular function: RNA binding. The transcript has 6 exons. Gene Ontology annotation, biological process: cytoplasmic stress granule assembly. The record is from RefSeq and is a predicted model, not a curated record. NCBI's taxonomy places the organism in Eukaryota, Fungi, Ascomycota, Eurotiomycetes, Onygenales, Ajellomycetaceae. The coding region runs from base 539 to 3919 and encodes 1126 amino acids.
UGCGGCUCUCUUUUUUCCUAUCUCAGACCUCAACUCAACCCUCAACUCUCAACUCCCCGCUUCUCCUCCCUUCCUCUCCCAUAUCUUCUUCUUCUUCUUCUUCUUCUUCUUCUUCUUCUUCUUUUCCCCCUUUGCCCCCUCCCAUUGAGCUUAAGCUCUAUUCUUUUCGUUUCCCUGUUCUCGCAGUGGAGAGCUGUUUCCCUUAGACAUAUCUUCUCAUUCCCUUCCUCUUCCCGCUUCCACCAUCCACUCCCGUCUUAUAUAAAUAACGCCAGGCGGUGUGGGCCCUUUCUGGCUCUGGAUCUGGCUCUGGCUCUGAGUUUUUCCCCUCUCCCAGCCUGGCUGGUCCCCCCUGAAGUUUUCACGCGCACUUUUUUGUUCUUGUUUUUUUUUUUUUUUUUACUGCUCUCCUCGAACUAAAAACCGAAAGUAAAAUACCUAGGCGCAGAAACCUUGGUAACUUACGUCUUCAUAAACCACCCUCAACUCCGUGUCGUCGUCUGCCAACGGAGCCUCAGGCAAUCCUCUCAGCAAUCCUAUGCAGCAGAAUCCCUCCUCUGCUGCUUCUAACAAUAAUAACAACAGCAACAACAGCAACAACAACAACAGCAGCAGCAGCAGCAGGCCAGCUAUGCGCUCGAGUUCCACGCUCAAGACCAGCACUGAUGGAAGUCGACGGCAGGCAGCCAGCCCAGUCGACGGUGCUCAAAGGCGUAAUAACCCCCCAAAGGCCUGGACUCAAUCCACAAAUCCUCUCACCCAAAAGCCUUCCUAUCCAAACCAGAACGGAGGAGCUCCUCAGCGGAAAUCCACAAUUUCUCCGAAUCCAAUGGCGUCGUCGUCGCCGAACAGGGAGUCAAAUACCCCUGAUAUGCAUGCAAAUGACCGCCUUACCUUCCUCUUAGCUGCCUGCAUAGGUUUAAAUGCAACGGUCACAACUAAAAGCGGAGAGAAGUUUUCCGGUAUUUUUUCGGGCUCGUCGUUGGAACCAAAUGACUCUUCGUUUGCAUUGAAAAUGACACAACGUUGCUCCUCCCCACAACCAGACCACAGUCGGUCGAAUGGCCUCAGUGAUCAUUCCAGCCCUUACAUUGGGUCAGGCGUAGAUCAUCAAAUGAUUUUCGAUGUUCAAGAUGUUGCGGAUGUCUGUGUUGAAAACGUCUCGACUGUCGGAAUUGCUGCAAAAGAACAGAAUGGAGCUCCCACGGGCUUCAAAACAGACACGGACAUCUCUGGCGGCCAAGCAGUCCGAGAAAGAGAACUCCAACGCUGGGAACCCGGCACAGAUGCUCCUGUUGACUUGUCUUUGGAGAGCGCAGGCUCGACUAGUUGGGACCAAUUUGAAGUAAAUGAACGCCUUUUUGGGGCCACUACAAGUUACGACGAGAAUCUAUACACCACUCGAAUAGAUCGUUCGGACCCAUCAUAUAAACGCAAGGAAGCUGAGGCAGCUAGAAUUGCACGUGAGAUCGAAUCCAGUGAGACGGAUAAUGCCCAUUUAAGGGAAGAGCGCGGUUUAGUCGCUGAAAACGAUUACGCAAAUGAGGAGGAUAAAUACAGUGGUGUUCGUCGUGAGGAUUUUCCCCCUCUCCAAUCCGGACAACCAAACAAGUAUACUCCACCUGCAAGGCGUGCACCCACAAGCCACCCUACUGUUCCCGGCGCCCCGGUUGAUCCCGCAAUCAUUAGUGCCCAAAUCGCGCGCCCCGACAUACCACCGAAGCAAUCAAGCCAGCCCAAGAUCAACAUCACACCUUCACAAACUACUAUAACUACUUCAACUACCACUACUGAUGCGGUCAAGGAUAAAGCACCAGAAACAACCAAAUCCGCCCCAUCUCUUAAACCCCCUACAAGUUCCGAACAGAAACAGGUCUCCGGAAAACCUACGUCGAAUUCCAAUGUUCCUUCAAAGCGCAAUGGAGUCGAGAAUGCAUCCUCCAACGUGGAGGUAGAAGUACUUGACCAUUUCCGGCAGUUCGCGACCAUUGAGAAGAUGAAACUCCAAGAGCGUCGUCGGAAUCAAGCGUCCUAUGAUCGGACGAUUAAACUCAAUGAGCUGAUGAAGUUUUCUAAGAACUUCAAACUUGGAACGCCUGUUCCAAAAGAUCUUGUGCCCAUCUUGGCCAAGGAUCCUAGUAAGCAGGAGGAAAUUAUCGAGAAAGCACGCCGGCAACACGAGGAAAAGCUUGCAGCUGCCGCCGCCAAAGCAGCUGGUGCAACCCCUCCAGACGCUUCGACUGCUACUGCUCCUGCCGCUGAACAGAAGCCCACUGCGCCUCGCGCUUCGGGCUCUUCCCGAUACGAUGUUGGCGCGGUGCCACCGGUGGCACCGUCAGAUCGCCAACAAUACCCCCGCGGCCGCCAAGGGUAUCCACCAAUGGGCCCUCAUAGUGGCCUAGGAGGACGACCGAUGGGACAUCAUACAGCGCAUCCGGGGCGGUCGGGUCCUGGUCUUCUUAGCCACCGCCUGGCGGAUAUUCAGCAGCAACGUAAAGGCGGAGCGAUGGGUCAUCCUAUGCCUCCCCCUCUUCCUGUUCAGGAUGGGCGUAUUCCCCCUCACGGACCCCUUGGUGGAGAUCAGUGUAGUCUUAAUAGCCCUCAUAAAUCGGUGCAGAGCCCAACGUCGGCUACUUCAACGAAAUUCAAUGUCAGGGCACACGAAUUUAAGCCUAACCCAGCUGCACAUACCUUUACUCCCGGAGGCACAUCUGCCAUGACAUCAGGCCCAGCUAACGCUAGGCCACAAUCGAUUUCACGUGCUGCUAGCCCAUCUGCCUUUUUUGGUGCAAAGAAACCACUACCGCCAUCAGAACGGCCCUCAAUUAAUGACCACUUCAACCCAGUUAAGCGAAUGAAAAAAGAGGCAACAGAGCAGAGUACUACUAAAGACUACGCAUUUAAUGGUGGAAUUCCCCAAGCGUAUCGGACUCCGCCUACCUGGGAGGUUGCUCCGAUUAAUGCUGAGAAAACUUACGCUGAUAUGUUUAAAACACCUACCCCUGUACCUUCGGCUUCCCCGCAACGGGCUGCAUCUAAUCCUCAAUUGCCACAUCAACAUCAGCUACCGUUUCACCUCCAGCACUCAGGUCCUCCAACCACGGGUCCGCCUCAGGCUCAUCCACACCCCCACGCACAAUCACACCACCCAUCAGGACCCCCACUCUUUGAAGAUCACCAUCGCAUGCACAUGUCUGCUUCUACUUCGCAAGUAUACCCAUCGCCCAGAUUACAACAAACCCCUGUGGCAUACCAUUCUCCCAUGGGACACCAUGCACAGCUAGCAUAUGGACAACCGGUUCCACAGUUCUACACGGCCCAGGGCCCGCAACCCGCUCACAUGCGACACUAUCCCGGCGGCCCACAGUUUGUUAACCCGCAAAACGGCAUGGGAGCGCCCAUGAUGGUCCAGCAGCCUUCGAACGGUCCUUAUGCAGGUAUGCCACAAGGUAUGGGUGUCCCAUACAACCCACAAAUGCCAAUGUAUUCACCCAAUGCCGGCCAUGCCUACCCGCAACAUGUACCACCGCCACCUCAACCACAUAGUGGCUACCCCAGCCCAAGCCGAGGUGCACCUAUGAUGAUGCAUCAGGGCUCACAACAGGGCUCGCAACAGGGCCACCCUCCUCAGCCUAUCAUGUUUAUGAAUUCUAGUCAACAUGGACAACCCGUCUACGCCCCACAGCAACCAGGUUACAUUCCUCCAGUACGCGCUGGUUAUCCUCAACAUCAGCAGUCUCAUUUCAACACCAGCCCUCACCAAACACACCAUUACCCACACCAUCAGCAUAGAGCCCAGAACAAUACUCACUACAAUCAAAUGCCACACAUGCAUCAUCCCCACAUGGCGCCGCAAGGCCCCCCUCAGAACGCACCUGCUGGACCCCAUCCUCCAGAGGCUGUUGAUGAGGUGAAAUGAGAAGUUUCAGUGGCUAAAUUUACGGCUUCCUUUUCCUUCGCUGGAAACAACCGAUUGUGGCAUGAAAACCACAGAAAUGCUCACUUGCCAUUUUCCUUUUCCGGAAUGUUGCGUGCAGUGGCGGGACUAGUAACUUGUGCUACGUUGCUUCUUGCUAUACUUUUUCUUAACCCGGUUAUAUUUUGGCGGCGCAGUGUUGAUUGAUAUUUGCUUUUACUGGUCUCGUGUGGUGCGGUUGCAACAUUCAAAAAAUGGUUAAAUGAAUAUACAUGAGCGGAUUGCGCGGAGUGCUCGUAGAACUUGGAGGUGAGAUUGAUCAUAUACGAAUAUUCGCCGCUGGAUGGAAGAAGGUCGCUUUCCUGGACGAAUCAAGGGCUUCCGCGCCUAACGUAGGCGAGGCGAUCAGCUAAAAAGCUUUGAAUCGAUCCCUCGCUGGAAUAUAUACCGUGACCCACAGGAUCGGCGCAAGCCAAACCCUAGCCACUAUUGAGGUCACUAGCUGGUUCGAAGAUAUUGAAAGGGGAGUUCGAUAGGGCAUCCCCCGCCGGUGGAGGCCAUUUUAAGAAGGAUUGCCGUUCAAAAAGAAGCUCGAGGUCGAUAUCCUGACUAGAAAAGGGGGGUUGUUGGGGGAUUUGUUGAUAUAUAAAUACUGUUAUGUGAUGCAGAAGAAACGAGCUCGGGCUUAUGAGCGCGGAAAUGAAGGCGGCAAUGGUGGGAUGUAUGAAAUUGAUGAGGCGAGUGGGAUUAGAUAUUUUUUCGAGGCAGGCCGGAGUGGGAUGUCACUGAGAGUAUAGCUGUUGGCUUUUAGUACUUUUUUUCACGUCUUUUUCUUUCCGUGUGAGGAAGAUGGGGACAACAAGGAGGAAUGAUGUGGUUUUCUCGUUGAUUAUUAUUACUGCUACUAUUUUAGUUAAAUGAAUUUUUGUUUCCGAAGAGAAAUGGCCUCUGCCUUUGAGCUACAUAACUGCUUCUCGCCGUUUUUUGACCUUCAGAAACGCAGUUUGCCUUCUCCGAAACGGAAAAUGUGGCAUGGAAGGGAAAUUGAACAGCAGAUAAAAAGCUUCAAUAACCAUCUAUAUAUUUUAUUUCUUAAUCAUUACUAGUGCUAUUCUCAUCCGUAUAAAGAUGAGAGAUUUGAAAUAUUGUGUUUUUAGAGCUUAAUUAUUAAAUGCUCUGCUUGAAGGAUUUAUAUAUUUGUUAUAUACUUUUUUACGUUCAAAUUCUGGAUAUACUCCACUCCGUACAUAUAUAUGUUAACCAUUUUUUGAACUCCAU